Corythoichthys intestinalis (scribbled pipefish) is the source of this 1370-nucleotide messenger RNA. RefSeq names its product coiled-coil domain containing 97 (gene ccdc97). The record is from RefSeq and is a predicted model, not a curated record. The coding region runs from base 227 to 1255 and encodes 342 amino acids. The transcript has 7 exons. Lineage: Eukaryota; Metazoa; Chordata; Actinopteri; Syngnathiformes; Syngnathidae.
CUGUUUGUGGCUUCUCGAGACUUCCGGGGAAAGAAAAUAGUGACGGACCAAAAAUGGCGGCGCACCAUAACAGCGAUUUAUGUAUUUACAACGACAAAACUACUUACGCGUGAUCAUGUUAAAUUUGGAUGUUAUCAACUUUUCUAUUUUCAAGUGAUUAUAAAUUAGCACAACAAAAGCCAACGCCUGACAUUUGCUCAGUAGAGCUCCAACGAACCCUUGAGCUAUGUGGGGUGAAAUUGAACCUCCUGUUAAACUACAACGUCAGUCGUCUGAUAAAUGUGCAAAGGACGACCAAGGCACAAUACUAGAGGAUCCGGUGGUAGUACCUUGUAUUCCCUAUAUUGACUAUCCGAAACCACCGCAAGAUACACAGUUGUUGCAAGAUAGUCCAACUGAUGUCACCACUGAUGUCCAUGCCUUGUUGGAGGCUGUAGUUGCCAGUGGAACCCAAGUGAAGAGUCAACAAAUAGGAGAUGCUGAAUUGACACCCGAGGAACGUAGAAAGGAGCUACUGCAUCAGUACAGGAGCAAACCACUAGUCUUCUUGGAGCGCUACCAUAGAUGCCUGAAGCCCAUCCAUCUUCAAGCUUUUGUACAUGUCAGUACCGACCCACGGGCUCAGCACUACAGCGAAGUGAUCCAGAGGCAAGCGUCAGGAGGCACACACAAGACGCAAGUUCGAAACCAGCGUUAUGCUGCACUCAGAGCCCUGCAGAAAGAGGGUCAGUAUUUCAGUGACGAACAGAUGCGAACGAGGCAGCCGCUGCUAUAUGAACACUAUAUUGGACAGUACCUAACUGAUGACGAGGUGAUAGAGCGCUCUCAAGAGGCCAUGUUGGAUGGUGCGCCAAAAAGUACAGCCGCAUCUCAGGGUGCUACAGGAGGGCUGGCAAACCUCCUCCUCAACUCCUACCAAGAGCGUCUUAUCCAGACUCGUCUACAAGAGGAGCAGGAUAAAGAGGAUGGCGCAGAGGAGGAGGAGGAGGAUGAUGAUGAUGCAGAGGAUGAAGAAGACAAAGUUCAAGAAAAGACUUGGGAGCCGACCUCUGAAGAGAAAGCACUUCUUCGGGAGGAGUUUAUCAGUCAAAUGCACCAACGCUUUCUUGAUGGCAAAGACACGGACUUCAACUACAGGUCGGUCGAAGUGGACGAGAAUCCAGAUUAUGACAACCUUGACAUCGUCAACAGAGACGCAGAGGAAAAGUACUUUGAUGAAGAUGAUGAGGAAGAAGAUGAACCAAUGACAGAGUAGUGACCACAGGGACAAUAAAUUCUAGAUAUUUGCUCUUAUUUGUGUUCUGUUGUACACAGAUGGAUAUACUUUAAAUUUGUAAUAAAUGUUUUGGAAUACACAGCAUCUGUCAUUU